AAACAACAGUUGGUGCGUCUCAAACGGGAUAUAGCCCCCUCCGUAGGGCCCAAUUCGGGAAGGGGACACAAUACAAAACGUCUCUUCAAGUAAAGAGACAUUUCUUUUUAUUCAUUGCACCUUUUGCCAAGUGAAUUUUAAACGGACACAUUAAGAGGUACAAUUGUGUUUUUCCCUUUAGAGUUUACACAUCAAGAGCUUUAUUCUUAGAAGGGAGUAGGGCAUAGGGACGAUCACUUACGAAAGAAACGCAGAGAGUGACUAGCGAGUUACAAAAGACUUCCCGACCCCGUGGAUAGAAGUUCAUCACAACAUGGCAUGGAGAAGUAACUUUAAUAAAUGGACAAAACUAGAUUCAAUUAAUGGAUCUUCAUUGUUUUCAAAAAACACAAGAUGUAACUUAAAUCCUCAGCAAAGAUGCGGCUUCCGGAAAGCUCAGCGACAAUCCGAAACAAAGCGGUCUCAUCCAGAGGAGGCAGAUGCAGGGGGAUAUAAAGAUGGUGUGCGGUCCCAGCCAGGGGCACCUGUGCCACUCAUGAAACCAGAUCAACUUUUCAGGCCCCUGGUGUUCACUGUGGGGUUUACAGGCUGCUCGUUUGGCGUAGCUGCCAUCUUGCAGUAUGAAUCGGUAAAGUCACGAGUGCAGAUGGCCAUGGAAGAGGAAAAUAAGGAGCAACAGGACAAGCUUCUUCAGGCUCAUGACACAACAUACUGGCACAACUGGUGGAAUCAGCUGUCAGAUUUCCAGAAGCAAGUGAUUCUUGUCAUGUCUGGCAUCGAAGAGUGGUGGAGUGGGCUCAGUGAAGGACAGAAGACUGUCACAGGUAUCAUAGCAAUAAACACUGUGGUAUUGUGUUGUUGGCGAAUACCUUCAAUGCAGCGCACCAUGGUCAAGUACUUCACCUCUAACCCUGCCUCCAGGACACGGUGCUUUCCCAUGGUCCUCUCUUCCUUUAGUCACUACUCUAUCAUUCACAUGAUGGCUAAUAUGUAUGUGCUGUGGACAUUCUCCACUAGCAUUGUCUCCCUACUCGGGAAGGAGCAGUUUCUGGCCCUUUACCUGUCUGGAGGUGUUAUCUCCACUUUCGCCAGUUACGUUUUCAAGACAUCUACGGGACUUAUGGGCCCUUCUCUUGGAGCGUCAGGGGCCAUCAUGACUAUAUUGGCUGCUGUCUGCACCAAGAUACCAGAAGCUAAGCUAGGCAUCAUCUUACUUCCUGUAGUCAGCUUCAGUGCUGGAAAUGCUUUGAAAGCUGUUGUUGCCAUGGAUACAGCUGGUCUUCUCUUAGGCUGGAGGUUUUUCGACCAUGCAGCCCAUCUUGGGGGUGCUCUGUUCGGAGUAUGGUACAUCCUUUAUGGUAAUGAGAUGAUCUGGAGAAAACGUGAGCCACUGGUUAAGUUCUGGCAUGCGUUAAGGAAUAGGUCGCCUGGGAAAGCCCCUCCUGGUGGAGGUGGGGGGCAAGUUUAGAGGGGUAGCAAACUCAUAUUAAACCCAUACCAAGUGUAAGCGGAUGUUCCAGUUCAUGUUGAUUGUAAACUCAAACUUUUCCCUCAAAUUUUAUGAUGAUAUUAUUUGUAAUAAUUAUAUGUUUAUAUAUAAUUUGAAAAAAAACAUAUUUAUUAGAGAAUGAACAUCAAAAAAAUGUUCAGUUCUCAGAAGAUGUAUUGAGAGAAGUAUAGGAAAAUAAAGUCAUUCACAUGCUGUUA
Messenger RNA from Triplophysa dalaica, 1707 nucleotides. It is a transcript of the gene parla, whose product is annotated as presenilin associated, rhomboid-like a. Gene Ontology annotation, molecular function: serine-type endopeptidase activity. The transcript has 10 exons. NCBI's taxonomy places the organism in Eukaryota, Metazoa, Chordata, Actinopteri, Cypriniformes, Nemacheilidae. Bases 314 to 1468 code for a protein of 384 amino acids. Gene Ontology annotation, cellular component: membrane. The record is from RefSeq and is a predicted model, not a curated record.